AUUUUAAUCCAAAAAUAAAAAUCCCACAAAACGAGUAGAGACUAGAGAGUAGUAGAAAGACAAAGAUCUGACCAAUUGGAUUGCGUGCAGUCCACAGUACUUCACUUCUUGUUCUUCUAUCUGUACUCCACUCUCUCCACUUCCUUGUUCUUCUUCUUCUUCAGAGUCCAGACCCAGAAACUCAUCAGAGAUCCCACAACCCACUUUCCUCUGUCUUCUGCUCCAAACCGAACAGACCCAGAUGGCCAUCAACCGAGACAACACUCCCCCACCUAAGAUCGGCAAGAUUGGGCCCUACACUGUGUUCAUGACACCACCCUCCACUCCAAAGCCACUAGAAGAAGAAGAAGAAGACCAACAACAGCAAAAGCAGCCCGUGUUUGAUUCACCCAAGAAAGUUGUCCUGCCUCCGGUGCAGCCGCCGCCUCAGCAGUUUGUGAAGCCGGUCGCCGCCGAUGGCUCUGUUGUUGGCUUCUUCAAGAAUGCUGUCACUAAAGUGCAGAAUGCACAUUCGAGUUUGGAUGAUCACUUGGCGCGCUGGUUUGGGUUGAACCAGUCAAAAUAUCAGUGGGCACUUGAUGAUUACUAUGAGAGCAAGGGAUUGGAAAAGGGCACUGCUAAAGCACAAGAGGUAUCUAGCAAGAUGCAGAGUGUAUAACAUGCUUUCUUGACAGAGUUGACUGCAAGAGAAAGCUCGUGAACUCUUCUUUCGCGUAUACAAUAUUUAUACUAUAUAUGGGGUUGCAGAAAUGCAGCUGAGUAUCUGUAGAGUACAACCAACAUCUGAGACUGGUUAAUGCAAUUCUCUGCCUACUGCAACGGCUAAGUUUGGUUGUCUAACAGUUUCUAAGCCAUGUAAUAUCAUCUAAAUCUCUAGUUUUCGGCCAUUGGGUUUUUCACUCCUUAAGCUGUUAGCUGAUGUAUUCCAGUGUAUUGAUUUUGUACCUCCAGCUUGUUGGUAUAUUUGUAUUUUCUGUUAAAGCCAUUAUUUGCUACUUAUGAUUUCGAGUGAUUAUCAUUCUUUUUGUUGGCACACUGUCUUGUUGUUUCUCAUAGCUGCACAAAUAUAAUCACCGCAGCAAUAAAUCUAGCUUUCACC
This is a messenger RNA of Fragaria vesca subsp. vesca, 1099 nucleotides long. RefSeq lists its product as uncharacterized. The coding region runs from base 242 to 658 and encodes 138 amino acids. The record is from RefSeq and is a predicted model, not a curated record. NCBI's taxonomy places the organism in Eukaryota, Viridiplantae, Streptophyta, Magnoliopsida, Rosales, Rosaceae. The transcript has 4 exons.